Messenger RNA from Drosophila santomea, 733 nucleotides. RefSeq lists its product as uncharacterized. Bases 176 to 532 code for a protein of 118 amino acids. Lineage: Eukaryota; Metazoa; Arthropoda; Insecta; Diptera; Drosophilidae. The record is from RefSeq and is a predicted model, not a curated record. The transcript has 2 exons.
CAGUUAGUUACUGAAUUUCAGACCGUGCACAGCUCCUAAAAAGCCUAAACACCUCAAGCUAAACGCGCAAAAGACCGCAAGUGCAUGAAAAUACGAGAGUGGAAUCGCACCCAAUCGCACAAAACAAUAUACAAUUUGUUUUUAAACUUUGAAUACCCAAAAACUCAACUGCAAAAUGCAAGUGGAUAAAGUUUGUGCCGCCAUCGCGCUCAUCGCAAUCUUCGCCAGCGUUGUGGAUGCAGCAGUUUACUCCCAGCCCGCCAUCUUCCAUCCUGCACAUCCUGGCAAGUGCUUCGACAAGCUGACCCGCAAGGCCCUGCUGCCCGACAAGGAGUACACGCCGAAGGGCAUCUGCGCGGCGAUGACUUGCAGCCUGGAGGCCCGCGAGAUCAGCAUCGAGACCUGUCCCUAUGUGGAGGCCCCUGGCUGUGAGGAGCUGCCCAGCGACCCCAACUGGCGGUUCCCCAAGUGCUGUCCGCAGUUCAAGUGCGUCGACUUCAAGACCGGCAAGGACUUUAUCGUCUCGCUGUAGAUCGGCUAUAUGUAUAGAUGGACCCUAUAUAGCCGCAACUGAAACGUGAUUUUACAUGAAAUGUAUUCGUAGUUUUGUAAUACCUAAAAGAGAGAGAGAAUGAGAUCGUGUGAAAGCGAGAGCGAGCGACUGUGUGCGUGUGUGUUUCAUUCUUAAUUUAUUUAUUUUAAUUUGUAAAUAACACAUUACCUGCAUAAACUC